Molecule: messenger RNA, 1078 nt
Organism: Anoplophora glabripennis (Asian longhorned beetle)
Lineage: Eukaryota; Metazoa; Arthropoda; Insecta; Coleoptera; Cerambycidae
Gene: sPLA2A
Product: phospholipase A2-like
Exons: 4
Coding region: 479-1069 (196 amino acids)
Biological process (GO): arachidonate secretion; phospholipid metabolic process
Source: RefSeq, a predicted model, not a curated record
CAAACGAGUGGGAUAAAUAAAAAAUGACACUCAAAAUUUAAGUAUAAGCCACAGUAGUAUACCACCACCAAAAAUUUACCAAAUCUAAAUAGGAAAAUUGUCAAUUCACAAAUAAUGCGAUUUUAUAUAUUUUAUUAAUGCGACUCUUUCUCACGUUUGGGUAUAUGGAACCAGCCAAAUGGAAUCGGUCGAACUGCACAGAGUGACCGAUAUAUAUCUUGGAAAAUGAAUAAGGAUAAUUAAAUUUUGAAAACGGCAAUAGACAUUUUGAUUAUCAGGGUAAGACUUUUUUAAUUUUCACCAGUCGUCACCGAUAUUCACAAUUAUUCAGGUCAGUAUUUGUCAUCACGUUGUAUCAAAAUGAUAAAUAAUACAUAUCGUUAGGAACAUAUUACAUUCUAAUUUAGUUCCUUCCGUUCGCAUAAUAAAAUUAAACUGAUAUGCAAAUUUUUCUUCGUAUAAAUAUAUAUUUUCAAGCAUGCAACGAUACUACAAGGUAGGCACGAAAAUGAAUUCUUUGUUAAUAUUACUCGUGGCGUUUAUUAGGUCAUACGGCGUGGCCGGUGUCAAAAUAAUCUGGGACAAUUCGGUUGAUUACAAUUUUAACGAUUUUGAUAUUUCCUCACGAGCCGACGAAGUUCGUAUGCCUAACCGAUUUUUUAUCUAUCCAGGAACGAAAUGGUGCGGGGCCGGUAAUAUCGCGGAAAGUGACGAUGAUUUUGGGAUUCACAGAGACACCGACAAGUGUUGUAGGAAUCACGACUACUGUCCAGAUAUCAUUGAAGGUUUCCAAACGAGAUAUAAUUUAACUAAUCCCUCGUUCUAUACAAGGCUAAACUGCAAGUGCGAUAGGGAUUUUUAUCAAUGUUUAAAAACGGUUAAAUCGGCAACAUCUGGGCAAGUCGGUAAUUUAUAUUUUACGGCUCUAGGGACCCAGUGUUACAAGAAUGAAUUCCCCGUAACGGGAUGUGAUAAAUAUAGCUAUUUCCCGAGAAAGAAAUGCCUGAACUACACAUUCGACAGAACAAAAGAAAAAGAGUACCAAUGGUUCGAUCUACCCAACUUUUAAGAUACCCAC